GGCCGCGGAGCACGCUCGCGCUCUCCUGCGCGUCCUCUCCCUUUGUAGCUACGCACGGUAGGGGAGCGGACCCUGGCGGUUUGCUCCGCUCGGUGGAGGAGAGAUGGGGAGGCGUGGCGCUGGGGCUGAGGUAGGAAGGAGCCCGCCCCUCGACGCCUAACCCUCCCGCGACGCUAGCCCCUGAGCCGUGAUGCGAGCGUGGGUCCUACUCUCCGCGGUGCUCUGGUACCUCACAGGAGUUGGAUGGCAGCGUAAUUCCGAACGCACUGAGAAAGGCUUCAUUUAUGGCAAGCCGGGACACCCAGUGAAAGUGUAUGUAAAAUUACAUCACAACAGCCCAGUCCUUGUCUGUAUGGACUUUAAACUCGCUGAAAAAGAAACGGUGGACCCCACCUACUUAUGGGUUGGGCCUAAUGAAAAGCCAUUAACAGGAAGUAAUAGAAUAAAUAUAACUAAUACAGGAAAGCUGACAGUGAAAGACUUUCUGGAGCCUUUGUCUGGACUUUAUACAUGCAGUUUUUCUUAUAAGACUAUCAAAGCAGAAACCCAAGAAGAAAAGGUAGUAAAGCAGAGAUAUGACUUUAUGAUUUUUGCCUAUCGGGAACCUGACUAUUCAUAUCAGAUGGCUGUACGUUUUACCACAAAAUCUUGUGUAGGAAAAUACAAUGAUCUGCUUUUUCGAGUCCUGAAGAAAAUCUUGGAUAAUUUAAUCUUUGAUUUGUCAUGCCAUAUAAUAGAACCAUCAUAUAAAUGCCAUUUUGUUAAAGUUCCAAAACAUGGCCUCAUUCAUGAGCUAUUUAUAGCCUUUCAAGUUAAUCCUUUUGCACCAGGGUGGAAAGGUACAUGCAAUGAGUCUAUUGACUGUGAAGAUACCACUAAUCGUAAUAUCCUCCAGGCAAGAGAUCGAAUAGAAGAAUUUUUCCGGAGCCAAGCAUAUAUUUUCAACCAUGAUCUAAAUAAAACUCUACCAGCCAUGCAUUUUGUGGAUCACAGUUUUCAAAUAGUACGUAUGGAUAGCUGUCGUCCAGGCUUUGGAAAAAAUGAAGGUCUACACAGCAAUUGCGCUACCUGUUGUGUGGUUUGUAGUCCUGGGACUUUUAGUCCUGAUGUUGAUGUUACAUGUCAGACCUGCAUUUCCGUCCAAAUCUACGGAGCUAAAUCAUGCCAGUAAAUUUCAACAUGAAGACUAGGGGUGAAAGCAUCAUUACUUGCUUGUGGAGGUGGAGGACAUAAGAUGAUUUGUUCACAUCCCAAAGUGUCAUAGAUAUUUUUAUUAAGGAAGAUCAGUAAGACCUAAACAUUGGAAAACAUACAUUUUAAAAACCAUAAAAAGAUAGUCAACAUGGUAUUUCUAAGAAGGCAUUUAAUCUCAGUGGAUGAUUUUUAAUGAAAUAUGUUUUGUUGCUUACAAACAAUCUUGUUUCUUUGUACCUAAAACUAUGUUAAGGUCAAGAAGAGUAGGCAAGUAUAAUAUAAUAAAAUUUUAUACUUUCCAUAUAUUAAUUUGUUUGAUAUCACUCAUAUGAUCUAUCAUAAUACAUUACCUUUAUAAUUAGAACCAAAAAAGUUGUUUCUUUUAGUCUCUUUGCUUUUAGUCUAUUUAUUUUAGAAUAACAGGCUUUAUUUUUUAGUAUAGUUUUAGGGUUGCAGAAAAAUUGAGCAGCUAUUACAGAGUUCCAUAUACCCGCUUCAGCCCACACCCUCACCCCUCCCAAGUUUCCCCUAUUAGUAUCAUCUUGCAUUAUCGUGAUACAUUUGUUAUCAUUAAUGGACCAAUGUUGAUACAUUAUUAUUAACUACAGUUAAUAGUUUAUAUUAAGGUUCAUUCUGCAUGUCGUACAGUUCUGUGGGUUUUGACAAGUGCAUAUUGAUGUGUCCACCCCUACAGUUCAUACAGAAUAGUUUCACCACCCUUAAAAUGCCCUGUGUUUAAUCUGUUCUUCUCUCUCUCUUACCCCACAGUCCUUGACAACCACUAAUCUUGUUACUGUCUCUACAGUUUUGCCUUUCCCAAAGUGGAUUAAACUUGGAACCAUACAGUAUGUAGACUUUCCAGACUGGCUUCUUUCACUUACCAAUAUUCAUUUAAGAUUCCUCCAUGUCACUGUAUGGCUUUGAUAGAGCAUUUUUUUAUUGCUGACUAAUAUUCCAUAUCAUGGGUGUAUAAAGGACAUCUUGAUUGCUCCCAGCUUUUGAUGAUUAUGAAUAAAAUUGCUAUAAAUAUUUGUGUACAGGUUUUUGUAUGGACAUGAGUUUUCAAAUCAAUGGCGUAAAUACCUAGGAGCAUGAUUUCUGGGUUGUGUGGUAAGAUAAUGUCUAGUUUUGUAAGAAAUUUCCAACCUGUGUUCCAAAUUGGUUUACCAUUUUACAUUCCUACCACAAUGGAUGUGUUUCUUGUUCCUCAUCUUCACCAGCUUUUGGUAUUUUAAGUUUUUUUUUUUUUUUUGGGCUAUUCUAUUAGGUAUGUAGUGAUAGUUCGUUACUGUUUUAAUUUUAAAUCCCGUAAUGUCUGUGCAUUAUUUCAUGUGUUUAUUUGCCAUCUGUGUAUCUGUCAUUUAGAUCUUUCUCCUUGUUUUUAUUGAAUUUUUCACUCAUAUUGUUGAGUUCCAAGAGUUCUUUGUAUAUUUUAGAUACAAAUUCUUAUCAGAUAUGUGUUUUGCAAAUAUUUUCUCCAAUUUUGUGGUUUGUCUCUUCUUCUCACAAUGUCUUUCGCUGAGCAGAAGUUUUUAAGUUUAGUAAAAUCCAGUUUACCAAUUUUGGGCUUCCCUAGUAGCUCACUGGUAAAGAA
Messenger RNA from Odocoileus virginianus texanus, 2788 nucleotides. It is a transcript of the gene ZPBP2, whose product is annotated as zona pellucida binding protein 2. Gene Ontology annotation, biological process: binding of sperm to zona pellucida; acrosome assembly. NCBI's taxonomy places the organism in Eukaryota, Metazoa, Chordata, Mammalia, Artiodactyla, Cervidae. The record is from RefSeq and is a predicted model, not a curated record. Gene Ontology annotation, cellular component: acrosomal vesicle; extracellular region; zona pellucida receptor complex.